AUGAGGCGGUGCAACAUUCUUUCGUGGCUGCUACUUAUGCUAUGCAUUGGGGUGCUAAUUAGCUACUUAGAUGUGGAAGCAAGGGUGGGGAAGGCAUUAGCUCAUGAGGAUAAUGACUUGGGGAACGGAAACCAACCUUUAUAUAGAAGCUUGUUGUCAAACGGGGGCAAUGGUGGAGGUGGCUUUGCCUCGGCAGACGGCGGUGGAGUUAUGGGUGGUGGGAGUGGAAAUGGAGAAGGCCAUGGUGGAGGAUCGGGUUAUGGUACGGUAGGUGGUGGUGGUGGUGGUGGAGGGGGAGGACAUGGCGGUGGCUAUGGAGAUGAAGAAGGAGAAGGACAUGACGCGGGUGGUGGUUACGGUUCCGGAGGCGGUUUUGGUGGUGGAGGUGGUAAUGGAGGAGGAGGCUUUGGCGGUGGAGGCGGUGGUGGGUUCGGCUCAGGCUCUAGCAGGGGCCAGGGAGGUGGCUACGGCUCGGGCUUUGGCAGUGGUGGUGGCUCUGGAGGAGGAAGUAAUGGCGGUGGAUAUGGCUCCGGUGGUGGGGGUGGUGGUGGAAGUGGCUCUGGUGGCGGCGGCGUAGGUGGUGGGAGCGGCUAUGGCUCAGGAUUUGGUGGGGGUGGAGGGGUUGGGAUUGGAGGUGGGCAAGGAGGUGGUGGAAAGUAG
Phoenix dactylifera (date palm) is the source of this 660-nucleotide messenger RNA. RefSeq lists its product as uncharacterized. The record is from RefSeq and is a predicted model, not a curated record. Lineage: Eukaryota; Viridiplantae; Streptophyta; Magnoliopsida; Arecales; Arecaceae.